Molecule: messenger RNA, 984 nt
Organism: Paraglomus occultum
Lineage: Eukaryota; Fungi; Glomeromycota; Glomeromycetes; Paraglomerales; Paraglomeraceae
Source: the annotation of a GenBank genome assembly
AUGGAAAUUUUAACGAGAUUCCAAACGGCGCCUGCUACUCUUCGAACUCAACCAGCAUUUACUGUGCAGACGAUACCACCACUUGCUACCCUUCAGCUAUCAUCUAAUGCACUUCAGACAAAAGCACACUUUACACCUCAAUCAGAAUUAUCGUAUGCUCCGCCAUCGAUACGGCAAUCAUUUAAUAUAAGCCGUUAUCCGCUUCGUCUCAUCUACCAGCACUGCUAUCUAUGCUUCAUCAUCUCCCAACCAAAAAGAGGAGUCACUGUAACAAGCGCGCCAUAUGUGUUUAUCGAUAAUACGACCGUGCUGCAGUUCGGCAAUAGUGAUAGUGAGAAGAAGAAACUCGUAGACGAGUCACAUAAUAACCAACUAAACAUGAAGACAAUGAACCGAUCGUCGGAAGGAAAAGCAGUCCCUCCUCCAGAACAAGCACAGCAUUUACCAACACUUGCAGAAUGUCUUCUAUUCAUGAACCGCUGUUCAUUAUCCUCUUUCAUCAACCAGCAUUUGAAGAUAUUCCAUCGUCAGGACCUCCAUCACCGGCCAUCACCUCCAUCGGCGACACCAUCACCAAUUCCAUCAUCGUCGACUUCAACUGGCUUACCCCAGGAAUUUACCUACAUGAAGAACGAAUGUGAGAUUGCAGCCUGGGUCUCCGAUCAUAAACGCAUACUGGACCUUGCUAUCUCAAUUCGAAAAACGAAGAGACAGAGAAUUGAUGAUGGCGAAGACGAUGACGUUGGGAAGAUGAUUGGAAAUGAUAGGCGUGAGAUAGAAGAUCGUCUGUAUGUGGAAGCCAGAGCACUGUUUUUACGUACCAGAAAUACGUCAGCGGAGCUCCUCGAAAACAUGGCUUCAGAAAUACUAAAUAAAAAGGCAUCACAUCCCACAGCCCCAGACGUUGGAGAAAAUUUCGAAUGUGCUGAGCAACCUUCGGUACCAAGUAAACAAACAGCUCAAACGACGAGCAGAAGAAUAUAG